UUUGCUUGCUUGCUUGCUUUUGUUGUAUUCAAGAACUCGUUUUGACAGAUGGAUAUACCUAUAUAGAGAUUAGAAAGGUGCCUCAAGUGUAAUUUUUAAUAUUCAAUUAGAUGCAAGAUAAUUCUCAGCGAAAACAAAUAAGUUCAAUGUCAAAAUUAAAAUAAAGUGAAAAGACGAAACAAUGUGAAAAAUGGAUUUGAUUUUUGUUAUAUGAACACGGUUCUGUCACAUCGUAGGAUAUUUAUCAGACAAUUCAUCAACAUUGUAAUUUUCCACCGAUAAUAACGAUUAUAUUUAGAAGUAAAAAGCUGUGAAGAUAACUAAUUAAAUUGGGUCUUAUGAAGAACAAAAUAAUUUUACAAAUGCAAUAUUUAAAGUUUCUCAUAUAGAAAUUCAAAAAAAAAACUUGUAUCUUAUCAGUGAAAUUUCACGACGUGUAAGGUAGUUAUUACAAUUAAAAAAAAACUUUUUACUUAUAUUUAUAUACAUAUAUAUAUGUGUCGAUAGAUCCCAUCAAAUAAGAAAUAAUUACAAGUUCUCCUCCUUCAUUACCUAUUUUUAAUUGUUUAAAAAUUUAUGACACUAUACUAAACAUAAAAGUAGAAUGAUGUAUCGAUGUUAAAUACGUAUAUGUGAAAAUCAAUCAAAGCAAUUUUAUCGAAAUAAAAAUAGAGAUAAUGUCGAAUAAUCACUUGUUACCGCCAAGUAAGAAGCAGUCAAAAAAGCACAAAAACAAAUUGGGUUUCGUGCAGGUUUCCGAAAGUGACACGGAUGAAUCAUCAAUUCUUAAUCAUACACGGAACAAUACACCGUCGCCAUGUCCUUCUGAAGUCACGGAAGGAGCAUUGCAGAUAUGGCGUUCGUUGCCUGAAAAAAUUCGACAAGAUCCAAGUUUAGCUAGUUUUCGUCAAGAGAAUGAACGAAUACAUGGCCCUGAACACGAUGCUGAUCCGUUGCCGAACGAAGAUAACUCAAUCUCAGAUGAUCAUGCCUCAACUGACGGACAGUCCAUUAAAAUUAACGUAACAAAUGAGCUUGGAGAGUCUAUUUCGAAAGAUGACAAAAAUUUUGAUACAUCAAAGGCUUGUGAACAUGAUGACACAGAUGCUGUAACGGGACACAAAAAGCCACAUAAAUUCUUUGGUUGGAUUAAAAUGGCUAUUUUAUUGGCAGUUUGGUGCUUAUUCACGGUGUUUUUAAUGAAAAAUACAGAAAAAGAAUUGAGUUACAGACAAAUGUCUAUUCCUUCAGGAGUAGAUAAAGGUUAUAUUGUUCCUGAGCAAAUUCCGGAUCCACGACUUGGCGUUGUGUUACAGGGCGCAUUUUUGGGGGAACAUUUUCACAAUCUGACGGACAAUUAUGUUUUUGUUUACGUUCAAUUGGUUCACAUGCCGCAAUCAUUUGUCCAUAAUACAACAAAAGACAUGGCAGAUUUGUAUUAUGCUGCGGAAAAUCUUACAGAACCUUGGAAAAUCCCCGUUGCUGGAGCUACAGAAAUAGACACUGUUCCUGAACUGAAGAAAAAACAUACUUUCCAACUCGAUGAUAUUCCAAUUGAAAAAGUCAAAAAUACGAACUCUAAACUACGCAUUGUGAUGACCAACAAUAUUGGAGUCCAUGUACCUGUUAAUUUUGCAUAUGAUCCAACUCCGAUCGAUCAAAGCGUGGGUAUUAUUUAUGCAACAAUAGUUCUUCUUGGAUUGUAUGUCAUGAUUAUUUGGGAGCUUGUUCAUCGUACAUUUGCUGCAUUAAUAGCUUCUACAACGGCAAUCGGAAUCUUAGCAGCUUUAAAUGAACGUCCAUCAAUGGCAGAUAUCAUGUCGUGGAUCGAUACAGAGACGCUUUUGCUGCUAUUUGGCAUGAUGAUUCUUGUUGCAAUUUUAUCAGAAACGGGCAUAUUCGAUUAUCUUGCAGUGUACGCUUAUAAAAUAACCAACGGAAAAGUAUGGCCUUUAGUUAAUUGCCUUUGUUUAUUUACGGCAGUGUUAUCGUCAUUCUUGGAUAACGUCACGACAGUUUUAUUAAUGACUCCUGUAACAAUCAGACUUUGUGAAGUGAUGGGUCUAAAUCCAGUUCCUAUAUUAAUGUCGAUGGUUAUUUACUCAAACAUUGGAGGUGCUUUAACACCUGUUGGAGAUCCGCCAAAUGUCAUAAUUGCUUCCAACAGUUACAUUGCGAAGAACGGUGUAAACUUUACAACAUUCACAAUGCAUAUGGCAUUCGGAAUAUUAAUGGUAAUGGUUCAAACUUAUAUCCAUCUGAGAUUUAAAUUUAAGAAUAUCAACGAUUUGCGAUUCAGCGAAGCCCAAGAUGUUCAAGAGUUAAGACAUGAAAUUGCAGUAUGGCAGCGAGCAGCUGCUUCAUUGUCGUCGUACUCAAAAGAUGAAGAUAUUGUUAGAGAAACAUUAGAAAAGAAAUGCACUCGUUUAACACGUACGUUAAAGAAGAAGCUGACAACAGGAUCUGUCCCCAUUGAAAGUUACAAAGCAACAUUGGAAGAUUUAGAAGCCAAAUACCCGAUUCGCAACAAAACAUUGUUAGUUAAAUCCGGCAUCACACUUGUGUUUGUUAUCAGUUUCUUCUUUUUGCACUCUGUUCCUUCGUUGUGUGCUUUAACAUUAGGAUGGACAGCGCUAUUAGGUGCUAUACUGCUAUUGAUUUUGGCAGACAGAGAGGACAUGGAAGCAGUUUUAGCACGUGUUGAAUGGUCAACAUUACUUUUCUUUGCGGCUCUAUUUGUUCUUAUGGAAUGUUUGGCAGAAUUAGGUCUAAUAGAUUUUAUCGGAAAACAAACUGAAAAUGUAAUUCUAUCUGUUGGAAAAGAAUCGCGUUUGGCAGUUGCUAUCUUAUUAAUCUUAUGGGUAUCUGCAAUUGCAUCCGCUUUCGUAGACAAUAUUCCCUUGACAACGAUGAUGAUUAAAAUUGCAAUCUCUUUGGCUGAAAAUGAAGCACUUGAAUUGCCAUUACAACCACUCGUAUGGGCAUUAGCGUUCGGCGCGUGUUUAGGAGGCAAUGGAACACUGAUUGGCGCUUCUGCAAAUGUUGUCUGUGCGGGUGUCGCAGAACAACACGGUUAUCGAUUCACAUUUAUCGAAUAUUUCAAGGUUGGUUUUCCUGUCAUGUUAGGAAGCAUUGUAGUUGCAACAGCAUACUUAAUGUUUGCUCAUGUCCUCUUCACAUGGCAUUGACAGUACGUUUAAUAAAUUUUCUGCAGGAGAAUCUAAAAUUGAUAAUAUACCGUAAAAAGAAAUAUAAAAAAAACAUUUGUCAAUACUCACGAUAGUUAAUAGGUAUCAAAAUCUGUAGAAAAACGGGAUGACACAAUAAUAAGAAUAAAAUUUGUUAAAAUCUAUAAUUCGUGUAAAAAAAUAUUAAAUAAAGGCUAAAAAGAUAACGGAACCAAUAAUAAAUUGAUCGAGAUGAUGACAUUCCAUUAAAAAGCCAUUAAAAAUUUAGGGAAAUAUAAAUUAAAUUUUAUGAAUAUGAAUAAAUAAAGUAACUAAGAUCAUGUGAGUCAUAUCGUUGUACGAAAAUGUACAUAAAACGACUUGCAUGUAAAUUUAUGUGCCUUAAAUGUUUUAUUUUACGAAUAUACGAAAGAAACAAACCUAAUUUAUGUACAAGUUUACAAUAAACAACUAAAAAAGAGGAAAAAAUAUAUUUACCAAUUUAUUUAAAUACAUCAUGAAACACAAAUUAAAUUGUUCUCAGGUUAAAUAAAUUCAAUGACAAAUCAUAAAUAGCGUUUUCACAGGCAUUCAAGUUUUUUUUUUCUUAAAAUUUAAAAAAUUGAUUUUUGAAAAAAUAAAAAAAGACAGCAUUUGCUUAUAUUUUUAUGUCAAUUAUAAAAUUUUCAACGAUUAAUCCAUCAACUACAUGAGUAUGCAGAUAAGCACUAAAUUUUCAAAGAAAGUCCCGGAAAUGGCAAAAAAAUAAAACUUACGGCUGUAUUAGUAUUGUGUACAUAAAAAGUAAUUUUUAAUGUACUUUAUCUCUUGAACUUGUUCCCUAAAUCCACAUGCUCAAGGAUAAAUGUUGCCAAAAGAUAAUAAAGUAAAAUAAUUAUACCAAUUGAUAUGUAUUUUUCUUCUAGAUUUAAACUUUGGAAAUACAUGUAGAUCAAAUUUAUUUACAUAUGUUAUGAUU
Molecule: messenger RNA, 4146 nt
Organism: Culicoides brevitarsis
Lineage: Eukaryota; Metazoa; Arthropoda; Insecta; Diptera; Ceratopogonidae
Gene: hoe1
Product: P protein
Exons: 17
Coding region: 678-3188 (836 amino acids)
Biological process (GO): transmembrane transport
Cellular component (GO): membrane
Source: RefSeq, a predicted model, not a curated record